AGCAAAUAAGAUAGCAUAAAAACAAACACACUCUCUCUCUCGCUCCCUCUCAAUUCUCUCUCAGCUUCAGCUUUUCUUUUUCUCUUUCUAUUUUUUUUUGGGUAUUUUUUUUCCCUCACUAUUGUUACAGCUCACUUUCACACACUUCACAGAGUUAUUUACAAACAUUUGUUUCUUUCCUUUUUUGGUUCUGUAUUUCGGGUUGUUUUCCUUUUGCUUUAUGAAGUAGCAGGAAUUUUGGGUUUGUUUUCUUCUUUCUUUUGGUGGGAAUGUUGAUGGAAGAGGUUUGAGUUCGAGAGAGAUGAAGGUGACCGGGAAAGCGAGUUUACCGCCGUCAUUUUCGGGGAGGAAUCCGACGGACGCGGAUCUCAAGCCGACCACGACGACGACGACGAAGCGAAGGACGCGGAGCACGAGGUGGAAGCGGGUCCGAGCGCCGGCGGUGGGGAGACGGAGCAGGCCGGAGACGCCGUUGUUGAAAUGGAAGAUGGAGGAGAGGGAGAAAGGGGGGGAGAAAAGCGGGGGUGGAGUUGAGGAGGAGGAGAAGGAGGAGGAUGGUGGUGGUGGACGGAGAGGUGGUGGUCGGGGACGACGGAGGAAAGGAGCUUCGACGGUUUCGGCUAGGAAGCUUGCAGCAGGAUUGUGGCGACUGCAGCUGCCGGAGACCGUAACAACUGGUGCCGGAGAGAGGAGGAGGGAUCGGUUAGGGUUCAAGCCUGGUAGUGAUUUUAUGGGUGUCCCCUUUCUUUAUCAUCACAAAGACAAAAUUUAUGGUUUGGAUGCAAAGGAUCCGUUGCAGAUCCCUGGUUCUGUCUCUGGCACUAAGAAUGGGCUCCUGCGUAAGAUUGAGCCUUCAACUCAAUUUUCAAACUCUGCGAUGGAGGGAGCAACAAAGUGGUAUCCUGUCUGCUUAAAAACAACAGAUGAGGUACGGCAAAUUUACAGCCACAUGAAGCGUAUUGACCAACAAGUAAGUGCAGUAUCAAUUGUUUCUGCCCUUGAAGCUGAGCUAGGGCAGGCUCGAGCCCGUAUUGAGGAGCUUGAGACUGAGCGCCGGUCCUCAAAAAAGAAACUUGAGCACUUCUUGAGGAAAGUUAGCGAGGAAAGGGCUUCAUGGCGGAGCAGAGAGCAUGAGAAAAUACGUGCAUUUGUUGAUGAUGUCAAAGCUGACUUGAAUCGAGAAAAGAAAAAUCGUCAGAGACUUGAAAUUGUCAAUUCCAAAUUGGUGAAUGAGCUGGCUGCUGCGAAGUUAUCAGCAAAGCAAUAUAUGCAGGAUUAUGAAAAGGAAAGAAAGGCCAGAGAACUAAUUGAAGAAGUAUGCGAUGAGCUUGCUAAGGAAAUUGGAGAAGACAAGGCUGAAGUGGAAGCAUUAAAGAGAGAUUCCAUGAAGCUUCGCGAGGAAGUUGAUGAGGAAAGAAAGAUGUUGCAGAUGGCUGAGGUCUGGCGAGAAGAGCGUGUUCAGAUGAAGCUGAUUGAUGCAAAGGUAGCACUUGAAGAUAGGUAUUCACAGAUGAACAGGCUUGUAGCUGAUUUGGAGACUUUUCUAAGGUCAAGAACUGGAACUCUGGAUGUGAAGGACAUGAGAGAAGCAGAAUCCCUAAGACAGACAGCUGCAUCAGUUAAUGUCCAAGACAUCAAGGAAUUUACAUAUGAGCCCUCAAACCCUGAUGACAUUUUUGCUGUUUUUGAAGAUGUAGCUUUAGCUGAAGCCAAUGAAAGGGAAAUCGAACCAUGUGUUGCAUAUAGUCCUGCGAGCCACGCCUCAAAAGUUCAUAUGGUGAGUCCUGAAAUGAACAUGAUAAAAAAAGACAGCAUGCUGAGACAUUCAAAUUCGUAUUUGGAUCAGAAUGAUGAGAUAGAAGAAGAUGAGAGUGGGUGGGAAACUGUCAGCCAUCUUGAGGAUCAGGGCUCAAGUUACUCACCGGAAGGGAGUGCUGCAUCUGAGAACAAGAAUCAUCGGGACAGCAAUUUCUCGGGGAGUGGAACAGAAUGGGAAGAAAAUGCGUGUGGAGAAACUCCAGUCACAGAAAUUAGCGAAGUAUGUUCGUUGCCUGCUAGACAGUUGAAGAAGGUUUCAUCCAUAGCAAGACUUUGGAGGUCAUGCCCAAAUAAUGGUGACAAUUACAAGAUAAUUUCAGUGGAACGAACAAAUGGCAGGCUUUCAAAUGGAAGGAUUUCUAAUGGGGUUAUCAUAUCCCCAGAUCGAGGGUCAGGUAAAGGUGGGCUCAGUCCCCCAGAUUUGGUGGGACAGUGGAGUUCACCUGACUCUGGUCAUCCACAUAUAACAAGAGGGAUGAAAGGGUGCAUUGAAUGGCCUCGUGGCGCACAGAAGAAUAGUCUGAAGGCAAAACUUUUGGAGGCAAGAAUGGAAAGUCAGAAGGUCCAAUUGCGGCAUGUUCUAAAACAGAAGAUUUAGAAGUAGAUGGUGAAUUCCCACAGCCCAGCGUAUCGUCACAGUAGCCGGAUGUGCCAAACAGAAGUAGUAAUGUAUUUGUCAGACAGUAGGCAACUUCUGCUGCUAGUUCAAAAUUGGUUAAAAGCUGAAGGGACGUGAAUAUGAACGCCUGAUUCAUCUCAUGGACUUACUGAUUCCUGCGAAAUCUGGUACUUGCUUCUUAGCUCAUGCUAUGCUGAGAGUUUUGUUUCAUCCCUUCUGCUGCUAUAUUGGGAAUAAUGCCCUUGAUGAAACAGUUGGAUCAUCUCCUUUCUGUCUGUAGUUAUAAUCCUGCCUGGGGCCAUAGUCAUUUGCCUUUGUAAUCGAGAAAGAAAUGUAUGCCACUUGUACUGUAUCCCUAGGAUCCGAGGAUAUCAAGGAAAGCAAAUUCACGUUGGACUGAAAUGACAAUAUUUUCCACUGUAAUUUUUGUAUUUUUGUUAUAAGAGAUGCCCCUCUGAAUUUCUUAUGGAUA
Messenger RNA from Theobroma umbraticum, 2909 nucleotides. RefSeq lists its product as uncharacterized. Lineage: Eukaryota; Viridiplantae; Streptophyta; Magnoliopsida; Malvales; Malvaceae. The record is from RefSeq and is a predicted model, not a curated record.